AUGCAAUUCAAAUUCCUUGCGUCUGCUCUCGCCAUUGCUGCCAGCCUUGCUGCCGCCACAGACCUCCCCGCGAGCCAGUGCAACACGGGUGGCCUUCAGUGCUGCCAGAGCACGGGGACUGCCAGCGACCCCUCCAUCGCGAAGGUCCUCGGUCUUGUCGGUGUCGUCGUCCAAGACGUCACCGCCAUUGUGGGCCUUACUUGUGACCCUAUUAGUGUCAUCGGUGUCGGAGGGAACUCCUGCACCGCCCAACCGGUCUGCUGCACCAACAACUCGUUCAAGGGUCUUGUCGCCCUCGGCUGUACCCCCGUCAACAUCAACCUCUAG
Cyclocybe aegerita is the source of this 327-nucleotide messenger RNA. Lineage: Eukaryota; Fungi; Basidiomycota; Agaricomycetes; Agaricales; Hemipholiotaceae. The record is from the annotation of a GenBank genome assembly.